Dalotia coriaria is the source of this 5445-nucleotide messenger RNA. It is a transcript of the gene Helz, whose product is annotated as Helicase with zinc finger. The record is from RefSeq and is a predicted model, not a curated record. Gene Ontology annotation, cellular component: P granule; cytosol. Lineage: Eukaryota; Metazoa; Arthropoda; Insecta; Coleoptera; Staphylinidae. Gene Ontology annotation, molecular function: protein binding; metal ion binding; helicase activity. Gene Ontology annotation, biological process: regulatory ncRNA-mediated post-transcriptional gene silencing.
CAAUGCAACGUUGCCGUCUUAACAUAACAAAUCCUGCUGGAUUCCUGCGGGUGUUUAUCUGUUUAGGUGUUUACGCUGUUUACACUGGCUUACUUUUAGCGAUCGCGAAAUUGUUGACAGUGCGAGUCCGCUGAUUGCCGUCGAAAUUGCAGCCGAAGAGAGUUCCCAAGCGUAGCGCUAGUUUAGUUUGUAGUUUAGAUUUUUGAUAUCAAUUGUUUCAACGAAUUGCAGAAGAAGCACGAGCGCGCCGGCCACCCAUCUAGGGGGUCGAAGAUGUCGGCGAUGAAGACGUUCAUCGCCGAUCGCAAUGGAUGUCAUGGAAGCACUCGCUUUUGAUUUGGUGGCGCGCGGAGAGUGGACACGCGCCGCCGACACCCUCAACCAGCUGCUGGCCGCCGCCGGCACCCGCAAGGAUGAUGUCGUUCGUUACCUGGUGGCGCGCUCCGAGUGCUUCUUCCAACUGAAGCACUACGGGGCGGUGAUUGCAGACUGCCAGCGGGCUAUCAAUGCUGGCGCAGCUGCAAAACGGCAUGAAAAUGCGUUGGUUACAAUCAGACACAGGCGAAUUUGUGCAUUGUUUGCACUAAGGAAGUAUCAAGAGGCGGAAUUAGCAGUACAAGAAUGGGUGGCAUCAAAGAAUGGUCCCAAUCAGCACGAGGUAGCUAAAAUCCUAAAACGCUUGCACGCCUCGCAGGCCGCCAAUGGGCUGGGGCUGGAGGCGGAGCUAAACACAGUGGAGGCUCAACUGACAGCUGUCAGGGCGAGCAAGAUGGACGCCGGAAGUGUGGUUAUGUGCUCUUACUGUAGCAUAGCAUUCAAAAGUAAGAUGGAAUUACGCGGACACUGCCAGACAGAAGAGCACCAACGCGUCAUCAUGUCCGAUGAGGGACGUGAUUGGCGCUGGCGACCGCCACCUCGCGGAUGCGAUGCGGAAUCAUACAAACUCUGCGACGCCUUUCUCGAAGUGGGCGUGUGUCGCUACAGCUCGCAAUGCAUUGAUGCACAUGGCCUGGAAGAAUUACAAGAAUGGCGUGAACGUUUCGAAUACCGCCGGAUGAAAUUACAACGCGCUUAUGAUUCAGAAUUGUACGGAAAGUCAUACACUGAAGAACUGGUUGAUAAAUUAGUCGUUUCGCUCGCACCCGAAUUAAUCAUGAGAGAAAACGUGGAUGAUGUUGAAGUUUCCUGUAAUAAUAAACUAUCCACAACACUUUCGGAGAAAAACCGUCGACAAACAUGGAUUACCAUGAAAGCAGGUGAAGGUGUAGGGUUGAAGGCGGUAGCGUUGUUACAAGACACCCAUCGGGCGUAUUUUCAUAUAAAAUCAAUAAAAAUCGGCUCGAAGAACCUGGAAGUCGCCAAUCAACAGGAGUGGCUAUGCAAAGGAGGCGUGGUUCAUUCAAACUCCGCCCAGAUAGAGAUUUCUUUCAGUGCGGAUAUCUAUGGCACUCUACGACAGUCCAUCGUGUUUGAUUUCGGCAUCGAACCAAUGCUAGUUAAACAUUUAUGCGUUGAUGUCGUCCCAGUGACUGACAUUGACAAGAUUAACGAAAUCCGCAAGGAAAUUCUCCUCUCAUCCAGCGAACGUUGGAACUCGAAUAAUUCCGAAAUAGUCCAAUUCACAUCACCACUCACGUCAUUGGUACCCUCCUAUGCAGACACCGAGUCUGAUUGGGCGAAACACCUCGCCGCUGUUUACCCCGCCCCACACCCGGAAACUUUUAUGUUGUCGCAGUCGACAAUCAAAGAAAAACGCCUCACGCGUAACACCUACGCUGCGCGAAUGCACGAAUUGCUUUACAUUGAAGAAAUGGCGCGUUACGAAUGCAUCGCCCGAUUCAAUGUCACUUUGAAGUUGAAAAUCAUCCAUAGCUAUCUCCUCUCACCGAAUAGCACUGCCAGUAGUACCGCGAAGUACUCCAGUUCAGGCGAACUCUUCGCUCUGAUGCAUCUUGGUAAAGAAUUAUCCGAGGAUACAUCAGCAGGACGUUUGAUUUUAAACAAUUGCAUGACUGUUUUAUUAUCACCUGAAGAUCACGCGCAUGGUAAAGUCUACGAAGCGUUGAUUGAAGACAAAGGUAAAACAAUGAUCUACCUCCGAUUGUCUGCGGUCACUGUUAGUGAAUUAGCCUUGAAAGCGGAUACGGAAUUCCGCGCGCAGAUGCAAUUCCAACUCAAUCGCAUACCGUAUUGCGAAUGGCACUAUGCGAUUGAUAAAAUCCCGGAUUACAAGGUGAUCUUCCCUGAAGUGUUCCUCGAACCGAAUAUUCCAUGGACCCCGUCGAGGCAGUGGUCGGAUUCGUUGGAUUCACGCAUGAAUUUGAAGCAAAAAGAAGCUGUGGUUGCGAUUACAACACCGCUUUAUGUAAAUUUACCUCCUGUGUUGAUUAUUGGACCAUUUGGUACAGGGAAGACGUUUACCUUGGCUCAGGCUAUCAAACAAUUAGUGAAACAACCCGAAAGUCGCGUGUUAAUUUGUACACAGAGCAACAGCGCUGCGGAUCUUUACAUUAAAGAUUAUCUGCAUCCGUAUGUUGAAAGUGGGCAUGAAAGUGCGCGGCCUUUGAGGAUAUAUUACCAUAAACGAUGGGUGGCGACUGUACAUCAAACUGUACAAAAGUAUUGUUUAAUAAAUUCCGCUGGAGGUAUGAAGCGUUUUCUCAUCCCAACGGCAGAGGAUAUAAUGAAACACCGAAUUGUUGUGGUGACGUUGUCCAUUUCGAUGUACCUCUCAACAAUAGGCUUACCACGUGGGUUUUUCACGCAUAUUUUCCUCGAUGAAGCCGCCCAGGCCAUGGAAUGCGAAGCUAUCAUGCCGUUAGCCUUGGCCAAUGACAACACACGCAUUGUCUUAGCCGGAGAUCACAUGCAAUUAUCCCCGGAAUUAUUCUCUUCGUUUGCUAAAGAACGCAAUCUGCAUGUGAGUCUGUUGGAAAGACUCUAUGACCAUUAUCCGAAUGGUUUUCCGUGUAAAAUCCUCCUCUCGGAGAAUUAUCGUGCUCAUGAAGCGAUUAUUCAAUUCACUUCGGAGUCUUUCUACGACCAGAAGCUGAUCUCUAGCGGGAAACAACCCCGACAUGAAAUAUUCUACCCGUUGACUUUUUUCACUAGUCGCGGGGAGGAUAUACAAGAUUUAAACUCCACAGCGUUUUAUAAUAAUUCCGAAGUUUAUGAGAUUGUGGAACGCGUGCAGGAGUUGAAGAAGUUAUGGCCUUCUGCAUGGGGGAAGUUUGAUGAUCAAAGUAUUGGAAUUAUGACACCUUAUUCAGAUCAAGUCUUACGGAUCAGAUCUGAGUUACGAAAGAGGAGAUUGUAUGGUAUUUCUGUGGAAAGAGUGUUGAAUGUUCAAGGAAAACAAUUCCGCGCGAUUUUUUUGUCUACUGUAAGAACAAGACGGACGUGUCAGGCUGCAAAAGGUGGUGAAGGUGAGGAUGCGGAUUUUGGCUUCCUGUCGAAUUCCAAGCUGUUGAAUACCGCGAUUACCAGAGCGCAGAGUCUGGUUGCUGUUGUCGGUGAUCCCAUUUCUCUGUGCUCAGCGGGAAGAUGCAGCAAAGUCUGGGAGAGAUUCAUACAAAUUUGUGAAGAGAACAAUUCCUUAUUUGGUAUAACUUGGUUGUCACUAAAAAAUCAACUAGAUGGCGUUGAAUUGAAGAAGACUUAUACCCUAAACCCGCUUGCGCCUGAGUUUAUUCCGCGAGCCAUGCAACAACAGGAAUAUAUGCGGCCAUUACAGAAGUUCAUGCAGAGUCCUGUAAUGGUUAUGCCUCCACAAGGUGUACCAAGACCUCAGAAUCAUCAAACACCACAACAACAACAUAUGCUUCCGGUUUAUCCAGGGAUGUUGCCAUUGUUACCACCACAAGCUAUGAUGAACAUGCCUAAUAUUCCUGUGCAGUAUUUCAUGGGCCAAUCACAAUCCCCGAGAAAUCUAAACAUUCAACCUGUGGGAAAUCCCCGCGUAGGAAAUCCCAACAAACCAGAGGAUAUUGGUAUACAAUUUCGUAACAAUGUGCAUUUUCCGGAGUUGCCUCCAAGUGUGAAUGUACCCCCACCACCACAACAAGUCAAACCUAUGCCGACGACAUCUUUAUCAACACUUACGGAUUAUAUUAAUCUACUGCCGACGAAUAUGUCACUGGCGGAGAUGUUGCUUCAACCAAUCGGGAAUCAACAACGGUGGUAUUAUACUUUGUUGACUAAUAAGGGACCCGAUGCCGCGAAACAAUUCGAGAUGUUAAUCAUGACCGCGAAUAGGAAGGAAACCGCCGAGCCUAGUAUACAACAUAUGCAACCACAAAUACAACACAUGCCUUUUCCACCGAUAGUUCAACAACAACAGCAAUUUAUGAAUCCGGGGCAUCCACAGUUACCAAUAAGAAGUAAUUCUACUCCUAUGGGUGCUACUAAUGGUGCUGUAGGUUUACCGAAUUACCAAAACAUACAACAAAUGCAAACUGUUCAGAAUUUGCAAGGAAUUCAGAACUUACCUCAAACAAAUCCGGGUUUGACAGCGAUGCAGUACUGGAAACCGCCACCACAUCAAGUUUCUCAAAUAUCGCAGAUUUCACAACCGUUGUACCUCCGUCAAAGUGGUGAUUCCGAAGGUAAACACCAUAAAUUAGACUCUGCAGGUGGUUCAGGUUGUUCCGGCAUGAGUAGUGCAAGUGGUUCUGUUGCUGGUGGGAAUGUAGGCUCACCGGAAAUGGGUGUACCGCGCCAAUGGCAGCAACAGAUCAACGCCGAGUUUGCGCAGUUGAGUCUCCACAAUGGCGAGACGGCUGAUGAUGUCUUCAAUCGCUACAAAGACUCCACGGGUUCCACGACUUACGCCAGUGUUGUGCGCAAUGUCGCCAACAUCUCGAAUAUCGGUAACGAUAAACUUUCACUCAGCGGGCCUAGAUUGUAUCAGUACUUUUGAGCGUGUGCUGCUUCACAAUCUUACAAUCGUAUAAUCAUUAUUUCUUAUUAAUAACCCACACAGUAUAAAACUAAAUUAAAACUAAAACACGUUAAACAUAACACAUUUCUGUGAAAUAUUGAAGAAAAAAACAAACAAAAAGACUACAUUCUAGUUAGGACGAGUUAUUAAACAAUUCGAAGUGUAUAUAUAGACAUUAUGUUUAUUCGUUUUCAAUAAUUAUAUCAACACUUAUAGAAAAGUAACGAAAAAAAUGAGUAAAUGCACGAGUUGCAACCAAAAAAAAUAUGAAAAGAGAAAAUCACAAAAAGAUUACCGAAUUUACUAAGUAGAUGAUAAAAUAGAAUCUAAGCUUAAGCUUAAAAUAAAAAUAUAAGUGUAUAAAAAAUAGCGGAGUAUAAAAACGCAUGUAUAAUAUAAAUAUUCAAACGCAGAGAUUAAAGAAGAAAAAAAAUCAUAAAAAAACAAAGAAAAAGAAACCUGUUAAUUAAUAAUUAUUGAAAAUAUAAAGAAUAUUGCGCAAAUAA